CUAGCCAGGACUCGGACCCACCAUGAACAGGACGACUUCGCAUGCCAUCUCGAUGGUGACCAGGAGACACAGCCUGCCCGGCCUCUCGAACAGCCGGGACAGCGAGGGAGACAGCAGCUGCUCCAUCAACAUCAACGACAGAUUGAUGAAAAUGAGAACCAGGCUCUCGGCUUGGUUGUAGGCAUGGGUUUGGUCCGCCAACGCGCGAAGGUACCUCGGACGGACGUCAUAGGCCAU
Molecule: messenger RNA, 237 nt
Organism: Vitrella brassicaformis
Lineage: Eukaryota; Vitrellaceae
Source: the annotation of a GenBank genome assembly